UAUAUUUCUUAGCUUAGCUUCGCCGCGAGCUGUGAAAGCCCCCCCACCCCGCCUUCGUGUUCUGAUUUUCUUUUUGGCACCAAAUUUUUUGAAAUCACCAAAUUAGGGUUUCCUCGAACUUCUCCCCUAAAAAGCUCUGAAAUUUUAGGGUUUGUUUAUUGACCUGACCCCCCUUUAAUUCGAUUCAUCUGCCUCGAUUUACAGUCUCUCACAUGGCGACCGAAACCGAAGCGGUGGAAUCUCCGGUCAAGAAAGAUGGUGUUGUUGCUAAUUCCGUGAAGGAGACUGAGAAGAAAGAAGCUCCUGUAAGUGAUGACGGAGACAGCGAGGGGGAGAAGACUGGAAAAGAAAAUGAAUCGCCGGUCACGCCCGUUACUGAGAGGCCUAAGAGGACGAUAAAGAAAGUAGAGCCUCACAUUUUGCAUACUCCCUCCUCUCGAUCUUCGAGGAGCAAGCCCGUGUCAGUUCAGCAGGGUCGUGGAACACAGCUUAAGGAGAUUCCUAAUGUGGCUUAUAAACUAUCCAAGAGGAAACCUGACGACAACCUUUUCUUACUUCACACCAUUCUUUACGGCAAGAAAGGAAAGGUUCAGACGCUGAAAAGAAACAUUGGUCUAUUUUCGGGCUUUGUCUGGUCUGAGCAAGAGGAGGAGAAGCAAAGAGCAAGAACAAAGGAGAAGAUUGAGAAAUGUAUCAAAGACAAGUUAAUUGAUUUCUGUGAUGUGCUUGACAUACCCAUAAACAAAAGUAAUGUGAAAAAGGAAGAACUAGUCGUAAGCGUGCUUGAAUUUUUGCUAUGUCCCAAGGCAACAAGGGAUGUCGUACUUACUGAUCCUGAAAAGGAAACUAAAAAGCGGAAGAAGAGCACAGCCAAAAACGUGACUUCUGGAGAAUCAUCAGAUGUCCCUGCCAAGAGGAGAAGGCAGACAAAGGAAUCUGGAAAUAAGCAAGACCAGCCAUCCAAAAGCGAAGAUACUGAAACCGAAGAUGAGAAAGAUAAGGCUGAGGAGAAAAAGUCAACCAGUAAGAAAAACUCGUCAAAAAGAACUAAGGAGAAACCAGCAGCUGAAGAGGAGAAAUCUCUUAAAGGGUCUGCAAGAUCUGGUCGAAAGUCCUCUCUAAAAGUUGUUAAAUCAACUUCAUCUUCAAGCAAGAAGCAAAAGGUUGAUAAAGAUGAUUCCUCUAAAGAGAAAGGCAAGAAACAGACAAGUAAACCACAGGCAAAGGGAUCCAAAGAUCAAGGAAAAGCCAGUAAGAAAGGUAAUAAAAGAGAACCCACCAGAAAAGAAAUGCACGUAGUGGUUGCCAAAAUUCUGAAGGAAGUGGAUUUCAAUACGGCAACUUUAUCUGAUAUUCUGCGGAAGCUUGGGAGCCAUUUUGGAGUUGAUCUUAUGCAUAGAAAAACAGAGGUGAAGGAUAUCAUCACUGAUGCCAUUGACGAAAUGAGUGUUGAUGAUGAAAGAGAGGAAAACACAGAGGAUGAAGGUUGAGAAAAAGAAGGAAGAGGAAGAGUGAAAAGAUUAGUUGUCUUUCUUCUCAUUUCUGCAUAUCACAUAUGAAAAUUAAGAGAAAAAACUGUGACAGGUUUAACUUAAUCUUCAUGUGUUUAAUCUUAGGGGUGAUUUACAAAAUGGGAUUUGUUUGUACUAUGUUGUAUUAGGUAAUCAGGUAGGCUCAUGUUGUUUCAGGUUCUUCCUUCAACUUGUGUAGCUGUUAAGUUUCUAACUUAUUAUUUAUUUACAACUGAAUGAUUGGAUAUUUUGUGGAUUUGACUUAAUUGGGAUGUUUGUAAGGAUUUUUAAAAUCUC
Messenger RNA from Brassica oleracea var. oleracea, 1808 nucleotides. Its product is annotated as protein DEK-like. Bases 213 to 1490 code for a protein of 425 amino acids. NCBI's taxonomy places the organism in Eukaryota, Viridiplantae, Streptophyta, Magnoliopsida, Brassicales, Brassicaceae. Gene Ontology annotation, molecular function: DNA binding; histone binding. Gene Ontology annotation, cellular component: nucleus. The transcript is spliced from 11 exons. Gene Ontology annotation, biological process: regulation of double-strand break repair; chromatin organization. The record is from RefSeq and is a predicted model, not a curated record.